UAUAUUAUCUUAUAAAAGCAUGAAAGGUUUUGCAGAUCAAGUUGCACAACUUUGUAUAGAAAAAUAUGCAAAACUUAAAACAGGUAAACCAUCAGAAAAAGAAUGGACUGUAUUAUCAGGCAUUGUAUUAAAGAAACCCGAUAAUUCACUAUUUUUGGUAGCUCUUGCUACGGGUACAAAAUGUUUAGGAGAAAUAGAUUUAUUAAAUACAGAGAUAUACAAAGAAGGUUGUAGAUUGAGCGAUUCACACGCUGAAGUUCUUGCUAGACGUGCCUUUCUAAGAUAUUUGUAUAGCCAAAUUGAUUUAAUACUUGAUGGUAUUAAAAGUGAUGUUUUUGAAAUGAAUGAUCAGAAUAAAAUUAAACUGCAAAAUGGAAUAUCGUUUCACUUCUUUACGAGUCAAACACCUUGCGGAGAUUGUUCCAUAUUUUUAAAAGAAUUAAACGAAAAUGAGGCACCUCCAAUAAAAAUUAGGAAAUGCAAUUACAACAACGAAGAACAAACGAAUGAUACAAACAAGAAGGAACAAUUAAUCGAGGAUAUAUAUAGAACCGGAGCGAAAUGUGUUGCAUCUGAAAAAUACCGUGAUCCUUAUUUACCUGGAAUAAACUAUCACGUAGUCGGACCAUUACGCACUAAACCUGGAAGAGGAAAUCCUACUCUUAGCUUGUCUUGUUCGGACAAACUAGCAAAGUGGAAUAUUCUUGGUUUACAAGGUUCACUUUUAUCAAUAUUAAUACCAUCGAUAAAAUUAGAUACUGUCAUAGUCGGAGGUAACUGUCCCUUUUCUUUAGAGGCAAUGGAACGUGGAUUAUAUAAACGAUUCAACAACGAUGCAUACAAAAUAAAAGUUGUACAAAGUAAUAUUUCUUUUGAACAUCAGAAAAGUCAUAAGAGAACACAUCCAUGUCCCUCAAGUAUAAUAUGGUGCGCUGUGAAAAAUCGUGAUACAGAAAUAGCAAUUGAAGGUAGGAAACAAGGUGCGACGAAGAAAAAGAAAGGUAAUAAUUUACUUGUAACAAGAAAAGCUUUAUAUGAAAUGUUUUUACGAAUUUGUGACAAAUAUCAGAAUAAUGACUGCGAUAUCAGGCAUCCGAAAAAAAUUACUUAUUUAGAUUGUAAAAAAUUGUCCAAAACUUAUCAAAAUCUAUGGAACACAUUAAAGUCGAGUUUUUUCCAGGCAUGGCCUUCCAAACCAAUUCACUUACAAACUUUUGUGUUAUAAAAUUAUUAUUAUAUAUAGUACAAAUAUAAAUAUUUACAUUAUAUUUAUAAUAUCCGUCUGCUUAUGUUUGUAUAGCCCACACCUAGACAGGU
Messenger RNA from Megachile rotundata (alfalfa leafcutting bee), 1317 nucleotides. Its product is annotated as Adenosine deaminase, tRNA-specific 1. Lineage: Eukaryota; Metazoa; Arthropoda; Insecta; Hymenoptera; Megachilidae. The record is from RefSeq and is a predicted model, not a curated record. Gene Ontology annotation, biological process: tRNA processing. Gene Ontology annotation, molecular function: adenosine deaminase activity; tRNA-specific adenosine deaminase activity; RNA binding.